AUGAACUUGAAAGUGAAAGCUGACAGUGACCUAAAGCUCCUGAAGUGUCUCUUCACAUGGGACGUGGACAAAGAUGACAUCAACGACCUGAAGGGCGUCCCGGAGAAGCUGGAGGACCGUGUCAAGUACUCUCCUCGCCGCUACCACCCCACGUACUUCAACAUCCUGGCAUUUGUCAGCCACCUGCAGGGCAAGGACAAAGCUGCCAUUGAGUACCUGGAGAAGUCUCUGGCCGUGCUAGAGGAGGAGCAGAGGGUUGAGGCGGACUUCCUGGUCACCUACUCCAGCUUCGCAUGGCUGCACCAUCACCACGGCAACCUGGAGGACAUGGAGACUUACCUGGGGAAAAUCAGAAACAUACAGGUGAGGGCAGGGAGGUUGUUUGACAUCGUGGAGGAGGAGAAAGGCUGGAGCCUCCUGAGUCUGGGCCGCAACUUCUAUCCGAGGUCCAGGGAGAGCUUCGAGAAGGUUUUAAAAGCCAAGCCCGACAGUCUGUCCUGCAAUGUGGGCUACGCGGUGGUUCUUUACCGUCAGGAGGAGAUAGUAAGGACGGGUGACCCCAUCAAGCCAGAGGACAGCACUGCCGUCAAGCAACUCAGGAAAGCCUUGGAACUCGACCCCACCGAUGCUGAAGUGAUGGUCCUCUUGGCUCUCAAACUGCAACACUUCCAACCUGAUGAAUCCAGAGAUCUCAUACGCGAGGCUCUCAAACAGUCUGCAGACAUUCCCCAAGUUGCCAGGUAUGCCGCCACGUACUUCAGGAGAGACGGAUCCACCAAAGAGUCCCUGGAGAUCCUGAAGCUGGCCUCGGAGAAAGCCCCCAACUCCAGCUUCCUCUACCACGAGAUGGGCCUGUGCCACUGGCAGAACAUGAAGGAACUCAAUGCGCAGGUCAACGCAGCCGUUGCCGAAAGCGUGCGCCUCUUCCGCAAGACUGUGGAGCUGAAGCCGUCAAACACCUACGCCUGGGUGCACCUGGCCGAGGCCUACGUGGAGAGCAAACAGCUGGACCAGGCAGAGCCCAUUUUCACCAGGCUGCUGUCGGACAACAGCCUGUCCGACGCCGAGCGGCAACACUGCCACUCCAAGUACGGUCUGUUCCUGAUGUUCAAGAAGAAGGAUGACGACAAGGCCAUCGAGCAGCUGAAGAAGGCGUAUGCGAUCAGGAUCGAAAGCAAAGACAGAACCCAGGCGCGAGACAAACUUCAGAAGCUAGCGAGCCGUAGAUCCAGAUGGAGGAACCGCGAGGAAGACAUCUUGGAUUUCUUCUCCUCAUAUCAGUAGAUAGGCGGGAUAGGCAGCCCACGAGGCCCUGGCAGAUGUAAACAUCAACAGACUGGCUGACAGUUUUGAAACAGGCUUAACUGUAAAACAGGCUUGAUAGCUAUUUCCUAGAGAUAUCUCUAAGCCUC
Messenger RNA from Engraulis encrasicolus (European anchovy), 1412 nucleotides. Its product is annotated as interferon-induced protein with tetratricopeptide repeats 5-like. Gene Ontology annotation, cellular component: cytosol. NCBI's taxonomy places the organism in Eukaryota, Metazoa, Chordata, Actinopteri, Clupeiformes, Engraulidae. The record is from RefSeq and is a predicted model, not a curated record. Bases 1 to 1284 code for a protein of 427 amino acids. Gene Ontology annotation, biological process: defense response to virus. The transcript has 5 exons. Gene Ontology annotation, molecular function: protein binding.